Molecule: messenger RNA, 1381 nt
Organism: Phyllotreta striolata
Lineage: Eukaryota; Metazoa; Arthropoda; Insecta; Coleoptera; Chrysomelidae
Source: the annotation of a GenBank genome assembly
AGAACUUAGUAUAGAUAACCGAAUAAACAAGACGUGCAAUUUGAAUAUUUGUUUAAUUGAUAUACCUACUACAUUUAUUUGAUCAUGAAAUUCGAAAUUCAAGAUAAAGUUGCUAUAGUAACUGGAGGAGCUAGUGGUAUUGGACAUUGUAUUGUAGAAGCUUUAAUUGAACGUGGAAUUAAGGGUGUUGUAAUUGCCGAUAUUAACGAGGAACUCGGUAGAAAAGUUACUAAGGAACUUAAUAAUAAAUGUGGUUCGACCAAAAUUGUUUUCCAUAAAACCGAUGUUAGCAAGAAGGAAGAUUUCGAAAGAGUAUUUGAAUCAGCAAUAAAGAAUUUCAAACACAUUGAUAUCCUUUUUAACAAUGCUGGAGUUUUCAACGAAAUCAAUUGGGAAAAAUGCCUUAAUACUAACUUAAAAGGUGUGAUAAAUGGUAGUCUUUUGGCUGUCGAAAAGUACUUCAAAAAUCAUAAAAUCGGCAAUGAAGCAGUUAUCAUAAACACCUGUUCAGUAGCCGGUUUAAUGGCUCUUCCUGGCAUGCCUAUUUAUUGUGCCUCAAAGGCAGCCAUCAUUAAACUCACCGAAUGUUUUGGUCAAGCUCACUACUACAACUUAUCCAAGACUAAAGUUAUAGCAAUUUGUCCGGGUAAAACAGAAACGCCUAUGCUGGAUAUCGGGAAUUUAGUUAGACCUGACCAGCAAUCCUUAGGCGAAAGUACAGUCGAAUGUUUUGAUGGUCAAAGCCCGGAUUUUCUAGCAAAUGAAGCCAUGUCUUUAGUGCAGCAAGCUCCUACUGGAAGCAUUUGGAUAAUCGAAGAAGCUAAACCAGCGUAUCGAUACAUUUCUGCAGAUAAAGAUUCUUUUAAAAAGAACACUCUGUAGAAUUUGUAACUAUUAAAAUUGUUCUAGGUAUAUCUUUGUUUUUGUAGGAAUAAUUGGAUGCAGAUAUUAUAAACAUAUAUUUAAUGAGCUUUUUGUUGAUUUUAUUAUUACGAUUGUUAAAUAUCAUUAAAUCUUGUGUAAAAAAUUUCAAUGUUAUAAUAAUUUGCACCAAUUGGAAAAUUUUACAAAAAGAACUGCGUAUUUAGACGAACAUUUUAAAGGCUACAAACAUGUUACUUCAAUCAAAAAUGUAUUUUUUUCAAUAUUAUCAACAUUAUACAAAUUUAAAUGAAAAAUAUUUGAAUUGACUUUUACGAGGUACCUACUUCAAUUCCAGCAAGUAGAUGGGCCUGAAUAUAAUCUUUAAUUAAUUAACUGCAGACAAAAACAUGUUUAUUAAACAACGAUUUAUCUGUAUUUGUGCGUUACUAUAACCAAAAAUAACGCGUAAGUUUAAAUAUUUUGCUAAUACGGAUUCCUAAUACCUACUCUUCAAAUA